UUGUUCUUUAUACUCGGUUUGUCUGAUUCACACGUUAAUGUUAGUCGAAUGCUUCUAAAUAGGGCAAAAGAAUCCCCACAAACCCUAACUUUAUUCAUUUCACUAACACACUCACUCCCUAAAGUUCCCAGCUUUAUCUCACCAAGCACGCUCUAACGGUUUCUGAGACAGGCAUGUAGGUAUUCUUUAACGAAAAUAUUGCAAAACCCUUUUGAUGGAGGUUGUUAGAGAGAGACUGAAAGAAGAUAAAGAAAUGUCAAACCUCAAUGUUGUCAGCAGUAACAUGUCAGAAAGUUGUAGGUGUGAUGAAUUGGUAGAGAGAAGCAAGAAAGAUGAAAUGAGGUGUGCCGAGUUAGAAUUUAAGCUUAAGAAGAAAGAUGAGCAUUGUGAAGCACUUGAGGCUAAACUCAGGGCACUUGAAGGUGAGGUGGAAGUUUUGAGGGUGUCUAGUGAAGGGCGUAAGGAGAAAAAAGUUGGCAAUGUAAAAGAUGGAGAAGUGAACACGGUUAUUGAUUUGACAGAUGAUAGUGAGAUUGAACAACUAUUGAUUGAAAACAGUGUUUUGGAAUGUGAGAAGAAAAAGUAUAAGAGUGAGGCUGAGGUCUGGAAAGACAGGUACUGGAAACUGGAAUCAUGGGCCUCACAGUUGAAGCCGGAAAGUGGCUGUUAUUACCAUGAAGAAAAUGGAAAGAAGGAGGAAAGUGGUGUGAUUAGGACUGGUGGUAGUUCGCAUCUAGAACCAAUUAUGGAUUCUAGAGUGCUAAGUGUUGGGAGAGUUAAAAGGAAAAUGACAUUUGAGAUUGAAGAGAGACCCAGCAAAAUGAUGGCUCUAUCUGCACCCUUUGUUGCAAAAUCUGCUUCUGUUUUUGCAACUGAUAUCCUUGACAGUGAUGAUGAACCCAAUAUUCCCCAACACCCUUUCCUAGAUAGUGAGGGUAGCGGAGAUAUUUUUGUAACAUCGUGUUUUCCUGGAGAAAAUGAGAAGAUUUCUAGCAGUUAUGCCAAAAACAAUGAGGAAGAUAGGAAUUCUGGUGAAGAUUUACCUUUUGUGGUAACACCUAAGAGGAAACGAAAUUGUAAUGUUGUCUCAAGUGAGUCAGAAAAUGACAAUGAUGAUGUGCCGAUUAGUAAAUUAAAGAGGAUGCAUAUUCAGGAAGUAAGACCUGAUGAAGUCAGAUGUGACACAAAUAACUUUGUAGCUGCUUCUGCUUCAGCAGUCGACAAGGUUAUCGGGACUGUAACACCUAGGCAGCGUAUAAUGCCACUCAGAAAAUUGGCCAAAAAAAGUCAAGAAGGUAGAACAGCGUAUACAUCUAGUAGGGCCAAACAUCAACAAUGUAAUCUGAAAAAUGCUGCUGCUGAUGAUGAUGAGUCACAAGAGGAUUUGUCUGACUGUGAAGAUGAAUGCAUGAGUGAUUUUAUUGUUGACGAUUUUGAUGAGUUGUCUUCUGGUGAUGCAUCAAGCAAAUCACAAGAUGCAUCUGAUGGGGAUGUGAACUCUGAUUCCUGUAACUCACAAGAUGUACCAGAUAAUCACACGAGUGAUACAAGAGAUGUAUCUGAUGAGGACAUAGACUUCAGUAAGAUAUUAUCACAAAUUCAGAGGAAGAAAGAUCACAUGGAGUGGGAAUUUGAGGCUGAUAUGCUUGCAGAUUUUGGCAAAGAUUCUGAAUUGUGUAUGAAGGCUGUGUGUGCUCUCUAUCAACAGCAAACUUCUGAGGAACAGAUGAGCAGGGGAACAUUGUAUACUAACCAGCGAGGAUUCAGCAAGUUUGAUGCUAACAGAGGGAGCACUUUGGCCGAGUACCUCACUCAUGGAGAUCCUCGUGGUGGUUUGAAGAAGUCUCUCAAGGAAUUGCAAGAACAUGACCCCAAAGCAGUUGAACUAUGCAGAACCUUUGCCAUUCGCUACUCAAAGCAGCUAUACCAUAUCUACAUAAACAAAGAGAACCCUUUCUUUCCUUAAUUACGUUUCAGUCUUAGGUUGAAACAAACACCAACUAGAUUAUAUAAUUAUGUUUCAAUUUAAAUAUUAUGGUGCCUAUAUGUGUAUGCAUAUGCUGUCCACUGUUACUCUUUUAAUUAGUUAUAAUCGUAUUUUUAGUAAU
This is a messenger RNA of Vigna angularis (adzuki bean), 2108 nucleotides long. RefSeq lists its product as uncharacterized. The record is from RefSeq and is a predicted model, not a curated record. Bases 215 to 1966 code for a protein of 583 amino acids. Lineage: Eukaryota; Viridiplantae; Streptophyta; Magnoliopsida; Fabales; Fabaceae. The transcript has 3 exons.